Molecule: messenger RNA, 768 nt
Organism: Cicer arietinum (chickpea)
Lineage: Eukaryota; Viridiplantae; Streptophyta; Magnoliopsida; Fabales; Fabaceae
Biological process (GO): endoplasmic reticulum to Golgi vesicle-mediated transport
Cellular component (GO): TRAPP complex
Source: RefSeq, a predicted model, not a curated record
UAAUAUGCGAAUUUACAAAAUUUCUCUCUCUUGAUCUGGACCUGUUGUCUCUCUCUCUCCUCACUCUGAUUAUUUUCCUCCGCUGCUCUGCGACUCCUCCACGGCAGCUCCGCCUCCACCUUUAGUUCCUUCACUCUCUCGGUCUCAUCUUCUUCAAGGGGUUUCAGGUUCUGGCAAAGGCUUUUGGAAUGGCAGCGAUUAAUAGUCUUUACAUCGUCAAUAAGUCUGGUGGAUUGAUCUACUAUAAGGAUUAUGGGUCAGCUGGACGAAUGGAUACCAAUGAUACCUUGCGAGUGGCUAGCUUAUGGCAUUCAAUGCAUGCCAUCUCUCAGCAGCUAUCACCUGUGUCAGGUUGUUCAGGAAUUGAACUACUCCAAGCUGACACAUUUGAUCUUCAUUGCUUCCAAUCACUGACAGGGACAAAGUUUUUUGCAGUAUGCGAGCCUGGCACUCAACAAAUAGAAAGUUUAUUGAAAUUCAUAUAUGGGUUGUAUACGGAUUAUGUUCUGAAGAACCCCUUCUAUGAGAUAGAGAUGCCUAUUCGAUGCGAGCUCUUUGAUAUCAACCUAACUCAGUCAGUACAAAAGGAUCGAGUUGCACUUUUGGGUCAAUAAAUUGCUGGCCUAGACCUUUUUUUGUUAAUGAUUGUCUUGUAAGGUGUGCAACUCUGUUUUAUUGUACCUGGUCUAUGUAUUUGCUUACAGAAAAGCUUUUUAAGAUCCAAAUAUAUGAGAUUCGUCAUUUCCUACCAUGUUUUUCGCAUACAAA